Molecule: messenger RNA, 999 nt
Organism: Anthostomella pinea
Lineage: Eukaryota; Fungi; Ascomycota; Sordariomycetes; Xylariales; Xylariaceae
Source: the annotation of a GenBank genome assembly
AUGGCCUCCCAAGUACCACGGGUGUUCCCGGCGCCCAAGGUCCUAGCCGUUGUGGCCCCCCUCAGGAAAGACGGUGCUUUGCCAUCAUUCUGCUUCGGGACAGAUGAGAAGCCGAUCGACGUGGGUCAGUGUCAGAUCUAUGCCGUCAAGUUUCCAAACGGCGAGACUUGGGCCAUUCGUAUUCCCGUGCAUGCAGGUAGCACUCUCACGCCGAAUGGCCUCUCGAGUAUAGUCGAGGACGAGAUAGUGACCUUGACCAGAAUGAGCGACUCUGGAAUCCGCUGGUCGCCGAGAUUGAUCGGCGGCGAUCAUGGCAUCGACAACGGACUUGGGCAUCCGUACCUCGCCCUGAGCUGGAUUCCGGGAACCGUGUUGGAAUGGAGCUCAACUCAGCCCGCAAAGCCGGAGCAGAGGCAGAAGGUCCUCCACCAGCUUGUGGACAUCCAACUGGAGUUAGCCCAAUGCACCAAAGAAUCGCGCCCAGGAACUUCGGCCACGCGCUACUUGACGGACAUCGUCGAUGGCAAGAUUGAGCGUUUCAAGCGGGGUGACCUGCCGGAGCUCGACCUCCAGAGCUGCCUGCUGCAUCGGGAGUUGAUCAUCGUCGAUCAUGAGUACAACAUCACUGGGAUCAUUGGUUGGGUCUUUGCUCGUUUCUGUCCGCUGCAGCUUGCGCUGCGGCUUCCGAGAUUUCUUGCGAUCGACCCAGAUGUGAAUGAUCCAGCACCCCUGCCACCUGGCUUCUCGACUUCUGCAACUGGAAGUAUACAGCCCUCAGCCGAGCUCUUAGCGGACCGUCAGUAUACCAUAUCACAUCUGUCGGAUAUCGACUCACAACCGGAUUCACUUGCAUCACUCAUGAAGACUGUCGUGUCAGCUCCCAACGUCGACUGGCAGGACCUGGUCUACAAUUCCUGCUUCAGUAAAGGACUUCAUCGAUGGAUGUCAGAACGUUCCUGGUUGCUUGAUGCCUCAAGCAAGGAGAUCACCAUCACCUAG